AUGAAAACAAAGAGCCUGUAUGAGGGUACCGGAGGGACACUUAUUACCUUUGGGAUUAUAAGCAUUUUCUCUGGAAUUUUUGCUUUCUUUCCUGUUUUUUCUUAUAAGCCUUGGUUUGCUGGCUGGAGCAUUCGAAUCGCCUGUCCCAUCUGGAAUGGAACUUUGGUAGGCCACAACAAAAAUGUUAGCAGGGAAAAGGCUAUUAUUGCUGGUGUACUUAUCCUUUUGGCUGACAGAGGACAAACACAAAGAUCACUUUGGGAAGCAAGCUUCACCUUUGGCAUAUUGAGCAUCAUGGGCUCCCCAAUUCAAUUUGCUGUUGCAAUUGUCUCCAUCCUGCUUGGUCCAUACUGCUACUAUUCAUUUGCUGGGAUUUCAGGGACUAACUAUCUCGGUUAUGCAGUUUUGUUCCCUUUUCCCUACGAGGAAUGUAUGUCUCUUUGCAAGGACCCACUGCACUACGAGUGGUACCAUCUGAUUCUACAAAUACUAGACCUUUGCUCAAGUUUUGUCAUGUUUUGUGCUUCUUUGGCUAUUGUGAUCAAGCUCACUGCAAGACUGCUCCAAUUUGGACAUUUAAAUGUGAGUAUUAAUCAUUAUGGGGAAGGUGGAUUACUGCCGGUAACACAGUAG
Molecule: messenger RNA, 633 nt
Organism: Emys orbicularis (European pond turtle)
Lineage: Eukaryota; Metazoa; Chordata; Testudines; Emydidae
Gene: TMEM212
Product: transmembrane protein 212
Exons: 3
Coding region: 1-633 (210 amino acids)
Source: RefSeq, a predicted model, not a curated record